This is a messenger RNA of Branchiostoma belcheri (Belcher's lancelet), 3581 nucleotides long. RefSeq names its product serine/threonine-protein kinase PAK 1-like. Gene Ontology annotation, molecular function: ATP binding; protein serine/threonine kinase activity. Gene Ontology annotation, cellular component: cytoplasm. Lineage: Eukaryota; Metazoa; Chordata; Leptocardii; Amphioxiformes; Branchiostomatidae. The record is from RefSeq and is a predicted model, not a curated record. Gene Ontology annotation, biological process: regulation of MAPK cascade; protein phosphorylation; regulation of axonogenesis.
CCGCGAUUCUACUUCCGCCAUGUUGUAGGGAAAUGGUGGAAGUAGGCAGGAGGAAGCGACAAUUUUCCUGCACGUCGUCAGCUCUUUCACGGAAACCCCGCCACUGAGACAGCCCGGCCCGGCUGAGGAAACGUCCCGGGGAUCCAGUAGACUGUUCUAGUCAUCUUUCAUCGCUUCUUGUUCCUGUGGAUUUGCGAGCUCCUUCCCAGUGUUGUGAUUCCCGAUGGCAGACCAGCUGGAUGUUGAAGACAAGCCUCCAGCCCCGCCCAUGAGAAUGACCAGCACCAUGAAGUCAGACAGCCACAGCCCCGGCUCUAAACCCCUCCCCAGCGCCCCGCAGGAGGAGAAGAAGAAGGGAGGGAAGUUCAAGUCCAUUUUCCAGUCCUCCAAUGACAAAGGUUCCAAAAAGAAGGACAAGGAGAGACCAGAGAUUUCCUUACCGUCGGACUUUGAGCACACCGUACAUGUAGGCUUCGAUGCCGUCACAGGAGAGUUCACUGGAAUGCCCGAGUCUUGGGCCCGGCUCCUUCAGACUUCUAACAUCUCUAAGAUGGAGCAGAAGAAGAAUCCUCAAGCCGUUCUGGACGCGCUGAAGUUCUAUGACUCCAGGGACAGGGAGAUCAGUGAAACCAAGUACAUGACAGUCUCCAAGAGUGUCUCGUCAGUUAACAGUAGGCCAACACUAGAAAACAAAUUCCAGACUCAAGCUGUUCUAACGCCUAAAGUUCAGAACCAGGUACCAGAGGAGUCUGAUGAUGAUGAUGAAGCGCCUCCCCCUGUAGCCCCACCCCGCCCAGAGUAUACCAAGUCUAAGUUGUACACGAGAUCAGUGAUAGGAGACCAGCUGCGCCCCCCUCCCCCUGCCCCCAUCUCCCCUCCCCACCCCACUACUGCCACCAACGACGUCGCGCCUCAGAAGCCGCCGGAGAAACCCAAGAAGAAGAAAUUCACUGACGAAGAAAUCCUGGAAAAGCUUCGUAGCAUAGUGAGUGUGGGAGAUCCCAAGAGGAAGUACACCAGGUUUGAGAAGAUUGGUCAAGGAGCAUCUGGAACUGUGUACACUGCCAUUGAGACUGCUACAGGACAGGAGGUGGCCAUCAAGCAGAUGAACCUGUCCCAGCAGCCUAAGAAGGAGCUCAUCAUUAAUGAGAUCCUGGUCAUGAGGGAGAACAGGAACCCCAACAUAGUCAACUACCUGGACAGCUACCUGGUAGGAGAGGAGUUGUGGGUAGUGAUGGAGUACUUGGCCGGAGGAUCGCUGACCGAUGUCGUGACUGAGACCUGUAUGGACGAGGGUCAGAUCGCAGCCGUCUGUAGAGAGGUGUUGCAAGCCCUGGAGUUUCUCCAUGCCAACCAGGUGAUACACAGAGACAUCAAGUCGGACAACAUACUGCUGGGCAUGGACGGCUCAGUCAAGCUCACUGACUUCGGCUUCUGCGCUCAGAUCACUCCUGAGCAGAGUAAGCGCUCCACCAUGGUGGGCACGCCGUACUGGAUGGCUCCGGAGGUGGUGACACGGAAACAGUACGGACCUAAGGUGGACAUCUGGUCACUCGGCAUCAUGGCUAUAGAGAUGGUGGAGGGAGAGCCACCUUACCUGAAUGAGAACCCACUCAGAGCCCUGUACCUGAUUGCCACUAACAUCACCCUGACCCAGCACCCUGAGAAACUGUCACCAGUGUUCAAGGACUUCCUGUCCUCCUGUCUGGAGAUGGACGUGGAGAAGAGAGGCUCGGCUACUGACAUGCUGCAGCACCCCUUCCUGAGGUUAGCCAAGCCUCUGGCCAGCAUUCAGCCGCUCAUUCUCGCUGCCAAGGAGGCCUCCAGACGAUAGUAUCCCAGCAUGCCUCAUCCCACGUCCCAGCAUGCAAUUCAACCUGCCCGGCAUGCCAUGACGUCAUUGCCGUCAAGCUCUAAUAUCUAAUCCACUGACUCCGGUAACUGCCAUAACCGACCAGGGCCGGAGCAACAAAGCUACAACUAGCUACAUAAUGUAUUAACCAUGCAAGGCAUGAUGGGUAAGCCUGCUUCUAUCCCAGCAUUCCUGUAGACAGGGAACCAUGACUUGUGCAUGCUUGCAACUAAUAAUUGUGUCAACCAGAGGAAUUUCCAAUCUUUCAAUACUUGUGAUGUAUGAUAAUGAAGAAGAUAAUGAUGGAAAUUCCUACUGUUACAUACAGAAGCCAGCAUCUACAGUAGUUACUAUUGAAAUGCAACAAUGAUAGCAUCAUGAAGUACACGUAUUGUGCAAAAACAAAUGAUGAGAAAAGAAUGAUGCUGUGAUAGCAUUCUAUGUAUAAUGUAAUACAGGUAUGAAAUGCAUACCGAUUGCUCUGUAUUGAGGACUUAUUGGUGUAAUUAAUGUAUGGUAGUGGUUAUUGUUUUAUAAUUCAUUCAUGCUAUAUCUAGUCCAAAAUCAAUGAUGUAUCAUACUGGACCUGCUAUACCCGUCAACAGCAAUGCUUAUAUUUUGAUACACCCAAGUGUGGAUCGCCUUGCUAAUAUUUGUAAGAACUCUCCUGUGAGUGUGGAUAGGAAGUCCCUGUACUGGUGAUUAUAGAUGUAGUAGGUGCACGGUGGCAGUAUUGUCUGUCCUAUUGUACUGGUGAUGGUCUAGAGCUUAAUGUGGUCUCAUGUAACUAGCAAUGUUGAUAUCGUGAUAAUACCCUAGACUCAUGUAAUAAUACCCUAGACCAGUGUGAUAAUGACCUGGAAUGAUAAGUAGCCUGACUUAUAUACAAUACUGAUAAUGAUAAUGCCCUGUAGCAGGGUAAGAUGAAGUCAAUCUGUACCUCUUCUAUAUGGAGUCAUGUAACACUGGUAAUUAAGUCAUCAAAUUAAGAGGGUAGCAGCAGAGGUUUAGAGCUGUAAUCGUACAUGUAAAAGAUCACUUUUUUUACGAAUAUGUCAAAAUGUGGUGAAAUAAGAAAUUGUUGAGCAAACCGGCAUUCAUAUGAGUACAUUUGUUUUAGUCCUGAUGCUUUAUGUCAUGGUACUACACUUACACCCAAUGCUGAGACAAAAUUGAUGACAUAUUGUUGCGGUAUGCGUAGGGAAGCAAGCCAAAACUGCCUCGUUUCAUGGUGAGACUAAAAGCUGCAUUUCCCAGCUAUUCUGCAAGGUGGCAUCACACUCAUGCAGUGGUCUCUUCGAUAGGGAAGCCAGGCUGUUUCAUGUUACAUUUUGGGAAUGUAGCAGUUUUAUGUCAGAAGUAGAACAGAAUGAUAUAUGUAAUUUCCUUAAUCAGAUUAUCUUCGUUCCAAAAUUUGUAGGAAAGAAUUCCUUUUUGGGCCAAUGUCCCAGAAAAACCCAAGUGGAGAAACUUUUUUUAACUUUAACAUGAAAAUAUAAUAAAGUACACGUCUGCAAAGUGGCAUAUCAUUCUUGGCUCUCCUCAAAAGCCGUGGAGUUGUAACAGUCGUGAAAAAUCGUCUCAAUUGUACAUCCCUUGAUGACAUGCUUUUUCUCUAUUAUUACUGCAAAUUUGGAUGAAAUUUUGCCAACCUAACUGUUAUUUAUCUUCAAUAUGGUCUGCGCAGCUCUUACUGUGAGGCUGCUGAGGGUAGUGUAAAUGUAUCAUC